This is a messenger RNA of Porites lobata, 10931 nucleotides long. Lineage: Eukaryota; Metazoa; Cnidaria; Anthozoa; Scleractinia; Poritidae. The record is from the annotation of a GenBank genome assembly.
AUGGCGACUUCUACAGAUAUGAAAGGAAAUGUGGUGAAAAUGGAAGUGGAUUACAGUGAUACUGUAGACAAAAGAAUACCAGAAUGCGAAGCAUUAGCUUCUGUAAGUUAGAACUAGUUUUAGUGGUUUUCCUUCUUGAGAAGAACGGCUUUAACUUAGCACGUGCCGGUCAAGUAACGAGCUAUGUACGAGAACCGGUUUAUUUCUUUUUAAUUUAGAUCCUUUAAGCUUCUUUUAUAUGGAAAAAGAUACAGAUCAAAGCUUUAUUUAUGUUAUUCCUGUUGUUUGCUAGGAUGGUAAACUCAGUGAUGCUCUGGAAAUUCUCCUUUCUUUGGAAAAACAGACUAGAACGGUGAGUGGUAUUGUUAAAGCAGCAUGUCAUGCAUGUUAUAAACUAAAGUUGUGGAUUGCUUAGAUAUUUCUUGGACCUUUACAAUAAUAUUAACUACCCUUGGUGCCAGAGUCUUUUCAUAUGCAGUUUCGGGUUUUGGUCAAGUCUUUAUUUUGACCCGCAUGAAAAGACCCAGAGUAAGACAGCCAUUCCUUUGAUAGUGCAAAACCAAAAUUAUAUUAGGUCAAUCCCACUACCAAAACAUCCAGUAUCUGUUUUUUUUUUACUGAUUAGUGGGAUGCUGUAUGUUUCAAGUGCUGUGUUUGGGUGAGAACCGCGAUGGGUGCAUGAUUGGAAGGCUAGUAGUUUGGACGUGACAAAGAUCAAAUCCAGACACAAAAGACGUUCAUAAUUAAUUUUAUACGGGGUCCUGUAUGUUUAAUCUGCUUUCUUACCCAGGAAAAGGUUUACAAACAAAAGAUUCGGCUUAGGGAAUAACCAAAGUUAUUGAAACAUCCGUUGGGUUGAGAAAGUAAACAUGCAAAAAAUAGAGGGCAUUGCAAGCUUGGUUGUAUUUCGCCCAAUUGAUUGGAAACAUUUCCUAGUACAAAAUGUAUGGUCCAACCCAUGUGUUGUCAUCCUCAACUGUGAAAAGUUCUCUGUACUCUUACUAACUUACAUAGUACACUGUACUAACUCCCAUUCACCUAAAAUUGAGAUCCACAUACAUGUACUCUAUAUAAAGAGACCAAAACAUGGAACCUUGUUCACUGGAGUUGUUUUGACUAUUUUGGAAAGAGGCAGCUCCAAAGUGAUAGCUGUGACACAGCUACUGUAAUUUAAGGGCGCUUUCAGGAAAUUCUUUAAACUAUGGUUGGGAUUUUUAUGGAAUACACAUUUUUUACAGGGUGUUUCUCUGUCCAAAGAAUAGUUUAGUUGAUUGAUUCUUGCCUCACUAGAGCUUUAACUAUAGCCAUUCAAUUCCUAAACAUUAGUAAUUCUCUGGUCUUAUGGCUGCUUUACAGAGGAAGAGGGGUGGAGGAUACAUGUCGGUAGCUGGACCACUUUAACCCUUUCCCUAGAUCUGGUACUAUUAGUCUUGGCUGGGGUUGGGUUGCAAUAUGCAGCUGAAGGCUAACAUUGCAGUGUUCAAACAUUAUACCUCUAGUAGCCUAGAAGGAAAUAGGGUAUCAUCUGCUUUCUGGUUUGAUUUCCCUAUGUUUACAACCUAUUGUCAUAUCAUGAGAUUUUGUAACUUGCUCCUGCUUUCUUGUUUUUCAUGCCUUUCAGGUCAUUUUGCAUUAAUAAAUUUGUAACGUUUUAUUUUCAAUAGCAAUAGCUUCAGUAGUUCAAUCAUGGGUUAACUGAACUACAUUGUACUUAGUCUUUGCUUGUCUCAUUUUAGUCUGGGUAAAGUCAAUAAGCUCCUUUAACAAUUAAAGGAGCUUAUUGAUUAUUAUUAUUGUGACUUGAGCAAAAAACAAGGACUCAAAAACUAUGUGUGAACUUGAACCCAUGUAUGUAAGAGUAAUAAAUAAAUAAAUAAAUAUUGUUAUUUUUAACUGAAGCUUAAAUGAGACCCUACUGAGUUGAGCUUAGGAAUACCCUGUAGAUUUAUUGUUUGACAUACCUAAUUUUGUUGGACUAAUGUGAUUUCAUUUGCCCCUCCCACCUUAAGGCUGCUGAUAUGCAUUCUACAAGCCGAGUGUUGGUGUGCAUCGUUCAGCUCUGUUUCAAGAAUAAAGACUGGAAUGCACUUAAUGAACACAUUGUUAUCUUGACAAAGAGAAGGAGCCAGUUAAAACAGGUAUGAGGAAUGGUGCUCUGCACAGAUGAUGUCCCAGAUUUCUUAUCUCCCAGACAAAAAAUGAUCCUAUUGUAAUCUGUGCAAAAAUUUUGUACAGGAAAGUCAUGACAUGACUGCAAUUUAUUCUACCCAAUCUUUGCGGAGUGUUUUGCAUUUUUCAAUGAGAUGUUCAGAACAUUAUUUGGGAAUAUGAUCAGAAUGUCAAUAACUGUACAAAGCAGUGAUUGGCUUCAGUGUUUUACAUUUAGUUAAGAGAUGGGUCUCGGAUCCCAUAAUGAAGGCUGCCUGAUUUGACAAUGAAAUAGAAAAGUUUGCUUUAUGUUGUGAAAAUGAAAAAAGAGACAUGUUAAUUUUCCCUGAAAAAAGAAAUACGUCAUUUUAACAAACCAUGUUGGUGUGUGGCUGUUCAGUAAUAGUUCACAGACAUCAAAAUGUGGUAAAACAAAAAAGUGGCACACAAGCCAGAGGCACACCUAGUUUGUAGUGGUAUUAUUCCUUUCCUUUCAGUGAAAAUUGAACUGUUGUGUGUAACUAAUAUCAGAGCUAGAUCAGUGAAGUCCAACUUUUGGAUUUCACUAGCCUACAAUAGGUUCUCCCACUUAAUCAAAUACAACAAGUUUAUUUUGACUAAUUUAGUCAGCUCUCUGCUCUCUCCUUAUUAUGUAACUCCUUUUUUCAGGAGUUGUUUUUGUGCCCAAAACUUUUCCUUCUCAUAUAAAGCCGUUGAAUGGACGAUGUAAGUUUUGUCUGAGUAACCUGGGGAGUCUAACCAACAAAUGACUAUAUCUCUGCUCCCCUACCAAUAAUGUUAUAUUUGUGAUAAAAUGUCCUUUCAGGCUGUAACAAAAAUGAUUCAAGAGGCAUUCAGCUAUGUAGAACAGACUCCAGACCUGGAAACCAAACUGAAACUGAUAGAUACACUCAGGACAGUCACAGCUGGAAAGGUACAAACAAAUCUCUGCCAUUUUGAUAGUAGUAGUGCGUUACAGUCGACUCCCGAUAACUCGAACCCUCCCUAACUCCAACUUUGCACUAACUUUAACAAAAAUCGAUUUCCCCUGGAUUUCCUUCAUACAUUUUCUAUAAUUUGACCCUCGGUAACUCAAACCCUUGAUAACUCAAACCUCUCGCCAACUUGAAGUAAUUUUUGUUUCCCUUCAGGUAAUUUCCAUGUUAUUAAAUUUACCCUCGUUACUUUAAGCGCCUCCCAAUGACUCGAACCUUCUAGGGAAAUCAAAAAAUGUUUGAGUUAGAGGGAGUUCGAGUUAUUGGUAGUUCGAAGCAAAUGACCGGAAAUAAGAAAAUGGGAUAGAGAAUGAGUGCAAGUAAUGUGCACGCUUCAAAGCUUGAUAAAUACACAGUGCUGGGCACUGUAUUUAAACUGGACUGACAAAAAAGUCAAGACAUAGAAUACAUGGUUUUAUAAUAUAAUGCUUCAGACUGCAGAACACUUUUUUUUCAACUUUUUUUUCGAUUUUUGUCAUUUAUUAUUGAAACUUACUGGUAAGACAUGUCCCCAUAGGGAUUUUGCAGUUACAGGUAUAGUAUGCUUUACAGCUACAGUAAAACCUGUAUUAAAUGGACCCCCUGUCAAGCAGUCGCCCUAUAAUAGGCAGACACUAGCAGCAAAAAUUCACUUACUUUCUCUUGCAUAUGUUUGUAAAACAAACCAGUCUUGAGAGGAAAUCUCUAUUAGGUAGUCACUAUGAAGGUUCCUGUGGGUGUCUGCACAACACAUGUUUCACUGUACAUGCUGCUUAACAACUCAUUUUUAUGGCACAUGUAGAUAUAUGUUGAGAUAGAGAGGGCUCGUUUGACAAGAAUGCUGGCUAAAAUCAAGGAAGACCAAGGUGACAUAGCAGGUAAUUAUAUCUUUGCUAAAAGCAACAUUAGUUACACUGUGAAGCAACAGUGUUUACUUUAAUACUUUAUGGAACCUAUCUCAGUUUACAUUUUACCCUUUCUCAAUGAAACAGCAGCGCUCAAAAACCCUUCUACAUAGGUGAAACAAACCUGAAGUAAAGUAUUUACACCAGUGUGCUGUAAUAUUUUUUCACAAACAAAAAGAACAAAUUUAUGAGAAAAUUACUUCCAAGAAUCUCCCUUGCUAACUGUUUCUAUUUGUUUUCUUUUAGAGGCAGCCACUAUUCUUCAGGAACUUCAGGUAGGAUAUUGCAAUCCUUGUGCUCCAAACGUCUCUGUCUCUUAGUGCAUUUACCAAAAGUUGACAUACGCCAGGCAGGUGGAUAAGUUUGAAGAUGAAAAAUGCUUUUUUCCAAAGUUUUUGCUAGAAACCUGUUGCUGCCCUGCAUACCAUUUAGGAAUAAACUGAUGUGACCAGGCAUUCCUGACUAAUAGUGGAACUCUCUUUAAGACUGGACUUAUGUAGCCAGUCCGUUCUGACUAGUAGUUAGCUCCUCUCCACCCCUGUGCAGACUAGGUCCUGUGUCCAACUCUUGGGUACUAGCACUAGUAUGGUUUCUGUGGCGGUUUUGUAGACAGACUUAGAAAGAAGGUCCAUAUUAAAAAAUAUGCUGGUUCUACUCUAAAAUAAUGUAGACGGUUUUUGCUUGAACAGGUUGAGACAUAUGGCUCAAUGGAAAGACGUGAAAAGGUGGAAUUCAUUUUGGAGCAAAUGAGAUUGUGUCUGGCAAAGAAGGACUACAUUAGGACACAGAUUAUAAGCAAGAAGAUCAGCCCAAAGGUCUUUGAGAACAACCAAGAGCAGGUAACUUGUUAUUAAUAGAAUAUUUAAAGCUCAUUUACAUGUCUUUUCAAUUACAUUAUGUGAAGGUAAGAAAUUCACGGCAAGCACUGCAUAACAUUUUUUUAACCUCAUCGACUAGGUGCAUGCCUUUUUCCAUAUUUGGCGGAAAAUUCUCGCAUCUUGUUUUUGCUUUACUUCAUACUGCUUCCAAAGCCUUCCGUAGUGUUUGAAACUGUACUUGUUCUUUUUUGAUUUUCUUGAUCUUCCAUUUCCUUUUCACAAAUUUUGGGCAGCGACCUUAUCUGAAAAAAAAAAUAUCCAAGGAUCUAUGCAUCUGAUUUGUAUAAUGAAUAGGUUGCACAAACGAGCCACUUUUGAAAGAAAACAAAACAAAAACAGCAACGAGAAAGAUGGUAGAGGUAUAUUAAUUAAGGUUGUGUUUACAUGUAGAUCUCCCCAAGCAACAAAAGCAUGGUUACCUUGAAUUUUGUGAAAUUCUUAUUUUUCGUGUUCUUUGAUUAUUUUGCAAGCAUAUCUUAAAUUAGAACGACAAAUUGUUUAAGAUAAAAAACAAUCUUAUGUAGAAACGUAAAACAUCAGCCUAGUUCUAUAAAUGACAAUACUUAAUUUAAAUGAAUUUUCUACUAACCAUGUCGUGUUACUUGAGCACAUUUUUAACCAAACAUUGGAAACUACUAACCAUUGGUCAAUGGGUUACUGUUAAUUUUGAACCUUGCAACAAUCUUUCAUUUUAUAUUGAGCAUACAAUGUACUGAAAAAGGAUCAAAUUAAAAAAAUGAACCUAGAUGUGGACAUGUGUCUUUCUUCAGACAGAGUAGUUGUUAGGGAGUAUUAUCCCCUUAAAGAGUAUCAUCAUACGGCUGUAGUUUCUACAGACAUAUACCGGUAUGUACCUCAACUGUCACUGGAUGAUAAGUGACCACACAAUGGCUAUUCAAAUGUCUGCGUAUGCUUCAACUGACAGCUUGUCAGGACAUUUGAGUCCAUGUUGUUAUUUUUGCCCAUUACAUGCUUGUAAGUAAAGUUAAGGCAGAAGUUAUUUCUUAUUGACAAGUUACUUCUUCUUGACAAACAAAUGUGUCUUCCAGGCACUAUGAUUCAAGCUUACAGAUAAUGAGGAUAAACUUUCUGAAUUCCUCAAUUACUCACUGAUAUAGUUGGUUACUGAAACCACAGAAAGUAAAAGAAUUCAUCGUUUAUACAUAGUGGGAGAUAAGAAACUCUUUGACUAGUAUUUUUUCUGUUUCAGGAUUUAAAAUUAAAGUUUUAUCAGUUAAUGAUAGAGGUGGCUCGGCAUGAUGGUAGCUAUCUGGAUAUCUGUAAAUAUUACAGAGCCAUGUUUGACACACCAUCCGUUUUGGAGGACAAAGCCAAGAAACAUGAGGUGAGGAUGAAAAAUGACAUUUCUGUGUCAUUGUUUUGUCAUUAUUUAAUAUUCAAAGGUAAAAGGGCCUAAUUUUCAAUUUUUUUUUAAAUACAUGUACAAAUAAAUAUUGCUCCAAAUAUUAUUAACAGGCUCUUAUUUGACCUAGGCACCUGCUAGGUACAAAAUAUUGAGUGAGUGGGCUUCAGAUGAAUCUCUCUGAUGGAUUGAACUCUGGAAGUGUUCAAUUCUUUUAUUGUACUGAUGCUUACAAACUAAUUUUUGUUUGUUUGGUUGUUUUUCUGCAGGUUUUAAAGAAUGCAGUACUGUUUCUCAUUCUUGCUCCUUACGAUAAUGAACAGUCUGACCUUAUUCACCGUGUCGGUGAGGAGAAAACGUUAGAUGAGAUCCCUCUUUACAGGUACAUAAAUACCAAUAAUACCAACAACACUAACUUGAUACAAGUUCUAUAACUUAAAUCUGUGCUAUAAAAGUAACUGAAUUUCAGUAAAGUUCAGCGUGUGUAAUAUUUUAAUUUUCCCCAAUUAAUCAAGCAGCUUGACCAAUAUCUGGUUCUGUGAAUGAAGAGCUGUUAGCUUCAAUUUUCCUAAUUGAAGGGAUAUUUUGUCCAGGAAGAAGCACAAAGCAUAAAAACCUUGCACAACAAUAUUCACAACAUAUUCUUGCAACAUGGCAGUGAAGGGAUAUAUGGAAUAAAGCAUCAGUUGGCUUCUGAUAAAGUUACAGUUUGCCAAGUGUGCAUUCUUGUUAAUCAAAAGGAGAAUCUGGUAUUAGAUCAGGCGCCACUUGGGGUCAUGGACAGUGUCCAGUCAAAAAUUAGCCUGAGAAAACAGCCAACGUUUUGGGAUGCCACUUUUGAUUUCCAUGUGAUAUGGCAUCUGAGAAAUGUGCAAAGAAAUUCCAUACUGAUGAUGCAUCACUGCUCAGAUUUCAUAUAUACUUCACAUCAAUGCAUCAUCAGUAUGGAAUUUGUGCGCUUGUCUCUCAGAUGUCAUUUCAAGGGGAAACCAGUGGUGACAUCGCUAAAUGUUGGCUGUUUUCUCAGGCCAGUUAAAAAUAGACAUUGACUUUGUGCGGUCAUUUACUCAUCUGAUAAAAAAAAUUAAUUCAAAACUUCAGAUUUUAAUAGCAGUUAGGGUUGGAUAUUUUUGGCAUUUGUGAAGAAAAAAGGGAAAAGAAAGAUAACACCAGACCAAGAUUUUUGAUAAAAUAAAUGAUUUAAUGAUUUAAUGCAAUGCUUCCUCUAAAAUUGGCCUGCUGUAAAAGGACUUUUAUGUUAGCAAAACUAGGUUUGACUAAACAACCUGAUCAGGGAUAGCCACAAAAUUAUUUCAAGCUCUGCCCUUUGAAUUAUCAGACUUGAUGUUUUUUUUCCCGCGUUUUUUUUAAACUUUGGGAAUACUGUGUUAAAAUAUACAAUAAUAUUGCAUAGUCCAAUGUAGCUUUAAUUAUUAAAAUAUGACAAUAUUUGGUCUCAAUCCUUCUGUUAGGGAUCUUCUCAAGUGCUUUACCACUGCUGAACUGAUGCGCUGGUCCUAUGUUAAAGAACUGUAUGAGUCUGAAUUGAGAACGAGCACUUCUGCUACUGGUGUGUUUGAACCAGCUACUGAUGAAGGCAAUAAGCGCUGGGAAGACUUGAGAAAAAGGGUUGUGGAACAUGUGAGUUUUUAAGUACAUGUGCUUGCAAAUGGUGUUAAUCAUAAUCCACUUUAAAGUUACCACAUAACUUCAGAAGCAUCUCGAGUCCGUAUGAUGUAGCUUUAUUUAUUCUGAUUAAACUGCAAAUAUCUAAAAUCUUAUUGCAUUAGUGAAUUUGAAAGUGCCUUUAUUAAUAAUGUAAUGGAAAGUUACAAAACCUCUGAAAAUUAGGAUUUAAAUGGUCAAGUGAUCUUGCAGAAAUACCUCUGGCAACAAAAAUGUGUUGAGAAAAAAAAUUCCACAACCUUCUUGGUGUUUAAAUGUAUAUGAUACACUAACACUAACUUCCUUCCAAAUUUUACUGCAAUAAUAAUAUUGAGAAACGACAUGUAUAUGCCCAACUUUCCUGACUACCACAUACACAUAAACUCUUGCAGAUGGAAAUUUGACUAUGGUUUUCCUGAACUUGUCAUGCCUUCCUACCCCUUCCUGAAACUUAACAUUCAUUCAUUGGUAGUUUCAUAUAGCCUGCGUCGCAGACGCUCUAAACCUUCUGUAUAUAGCGUCUGCGAAUUAGUGCACAAUAUCGUGUUCGAAUCCCGUAGAGUCGCAAAGAAAUAUGUCAGCGUUAUUGAUUGGCUAUUUUCUUUCGCAGUUUGUGAUUAGUCCGAUUUGAAUUAAGCGUUGACAGGCCAAACAUGACUCAUAGCUCGUGACCAGAGAGAUUGAGCUUGUGGUAGUGUGAAACGUGACUUUAGAGACCCCUAGAGUAGCUUGAACAACAGAUGUUUUUCUUCCUCUCUUUUUGCGUGAUUUAUACAGUGCGUGGAGUAUUCUACAAUUUGACUGAGCAAAUUUUUUUUUGCUUUGAGUCUCACCUUUAGCUACAUUUAGAGGAUGUGAAGCUGGUCUGUUUCGUACAUAUUGAGUAAUUAGUUCCUGUAGUUUAUUUUUUGGCAGAUGCAUAAAUGAUUUUCUUUUACCUCUGAUUAAGCCUUAAGCUUCUUUAUUGCGGCUAAAUAACCUUCGUUUCUUUGGUUUUCAACGAAACGCUUGGACCUGAACAGCUACAUCUGUGUAGUUUUUUUUCUAUCGUGAAUAACGUGAUGAUUUCUUCAUUUGCUUUGACUCUAGAACUGUCGACUAAAUUACAGAAUACGCAGUAGUACAUCUGCAGCGAUUGGAAGACGCUGGGAAACCAGCCAGCAAAUUUACUAGCAAAUUCUGGCCUUGAAGGAAUUAUCUCAAAGCGUUUUUUUGCUCAGAAGACGGCUCUAAAGUUCGAACUACUCUUUCAUUGUUCACUGUAAACGAUCCUUGCCAACUCCCUUCUGUGAAUUUUGACAUGUCACUGCGCCCAGCCGUCACGCACACGUAAAAAUAAGGCCAAUCGUGCGGCUCGUAAGAAGCCCGUAAGAAACCCGCCUAUCAGAAAUGCUCACAUAUGUCCUUGCGACUCUGCAGGAUAUUAGAACGAGCUUUUGUGCACUAAUUCGCAGACGGACUAUACAAAGUUUUAGACGAGCGCGUUGGCCGGUUGCAACGCAGGCUAGUUUCAUAAUAAUAAACCAGAAAACCAUGCAAAUUUUCUUUAGAGAGAGUGAGUACACGUCUUGACAGUUGAAAGAACUGAUUAAUCUGUGGCUCUCGUAAUGCCCCGAUUUAAGGAGUAUUAUAGGAUGCCCAGAGGGCAUGAGCACAUUUCGUUUGUAUUUUCGAGCGCUUUUCGGGACAUUUUUUCUUAAAGUUUUCUUAGAAUAAGAUUGUAAUGGGAAAAAAGAUCCUUGUGCCUUGUUUGGAUGUAAUAAUGAUCGCCUUUUUCUAGUUUAGUAUUAGAAAUAUGGUCCUUCACGAUCAUUAUUACAUCCAAACACAGCACAAGGAUCUCUUUUCCCAUUACAAUCUUAUUCUAAGAAAACUUUAAGAAAAAAUGUCCCGAAAAGCGCUCGAAAAUACAAACGAAAUGUGCUCAUGCCCCCUGGGCAUCCUAUAAUACUCCUUAAAUUGAAUUAAUAAUUAACUAACCGAUACGGCAGCCAUAUUGAAUUAUUCAAUAUGGCCGCCGUAUCGGUAAAAAGGUCUAUUGCAGACACUUACUAAAUCGAAUUUGAAUUAUUUUGGAAAAGUUGAUUUAUGAAGUCAGGAGUCAAUACUGGGAACUGAACCUGGAUUACAUUGGAGGGAGGCAAGUGCUCUCUCUACUAGGCCAUGCUUUCUCCCCAAAUGAAUCUGUUGUAAAGCUCUUAGAUUCAUGUAAAUCCUUAUGUUUUAGAAAUUUUCAUUUAUUUCUUUCCAGAACAUCAGAGUAAUGGCUAAAUACUACACUAGAAUAACAUUGAAAAGGAUGAGCCAGUUGCUGGAUCUCAGUGUAGAUGUAAGUUUAUAGCUACAAUUUAACAUUAUAUUUUCUUCUUCUCAGUACUGGAAAUGUUGAAAGUGAUGCUAGAUUAUUGAAUGUGAAUUUCAGAUUUUGGCAUGCUUCUGUGAACUCAGCCAGAGGUCUAACUAUGAGCAAGGGUCCCUGAGAGUUCACAAGACUUCCGUCUCUUUGAAGUUUUGUUUUGACAAGAAGUUCUGUGUUAUUUACAAAAGAAUUGGCAGAUUCUGUUGCCUUGUUCUCACAAGAAAAGCACAGUGAAGCAAAUUAUAUGAAAGCAAAUAUAGCCAAAAACACUUAGUACGGGAUCGAUUAAAAGACAUUGAAAAUGAGGGGAGCUGUAUAACAAACCAAAUUUCUAAGAUUAACUGAAUGCAAGUGAAGUGUCUGCUGUCUUGUCCCCUAACAGUUUUUUUUUGUAUUCUUACAUUAUCAGGAGACUGAGCUAUUCCUUUCUGAGCUAGUGGUAUCCAAAACAGUGUUCGCAAGAAUUGACCGACCUGCUGGCAUUGUCAGUUUCAGUGCCCACAAAGAAUCUAAUGAAAUUCUAAACGAGUGGUCGCACAAUCUUAACACUCUAAUGCAACUUUUAAAUCGUACAACCCAUCUCAUUACAAAGGAGGAGAUGGUGCACAAACUUGUACAAAUGUAGCUUCUUUCCAGUGG